Messenger RNA from Didymosphaeria variabile, 1080 nucleotides. RefSeq lists its product as uncharacterized. NCBI's taxonomy places the organism in Eukaryota, Fungi, Ascomycota, Dothideomycetes, Pleosporales, Didymosphaeriaceae. The transcript is spliced from 4 exons. The record is from RefSeq and is a predicted model, not a curated record. The coding region runs from base 1 to 1080 and encodes 359 amino acids.
AUGGCCAAAGUCAUCAUCUUGGCCAUCGCGGUCCUGUUUUCCUCUGUCCUUGCCUCCCCCAACAAUGUCACAAGAGCACCCAUCUUUCCCUCCAUGCGAAGGACUCUGGAUGCUCGCUCCUCCUCCAUCUGCAUUAACUGCGACUAUCUAUGCAAUCAAUCUCCGAAGCUCAAUGAGGCUACGGCAUGUCAACACCUUUGCGCGGGCGAUGAGGAUGACCGAUAUGACAAGUCUGUGUGCCUUGGCAAGAAGCAGCGCAAGUUGCUAGCGCUCUCUCUCUUUCGCGAGGACGCCGCCUAUAUCAGCACUCUUGACAAACACGAGAUCAAAAACUACCUCUUGGUACACAUGGAACCCAUCAUAUUCGCAGACUCGAAACGCAGACGCAGCGACCCUAGGUUCAUGAAUGUCCGCAAGUGCCUCGAUUGCGAGGCCGUGUGCGAUGGCGUGUACGGUGGUUGGGCGCGACCAGGCGAUGCGGAGGUGUGUUCGACGGUAUGUAAAGGUAAGGAGGAUGAUGAGUGCAAGUGGAUGAGCCAAGAGCAACAGGAUCUGUACUGGUCGGUGUACUAUGGACCGAAGUGGAAGACUGCCCCUCCAGAGCUGGAGGAGAUUUGGCACCAGUUCAAAGUUGGCAAGGAGGAUGACAGGCUAAAGCGCUCGAUCGAACCACCUUCCGCCAAUAGUACCCUCGACAAGGUCAAUUCUGCUACCAAAGAUAUUCUCAAGUCUUUGGCCGACACUGAGUCCGAAGAUCAAGCCAGUGGUCUCAAGAAACGCUACAAUCCUGACAUUAAUUUCAACUGCUUCUUCAUGUGUCACAUUGAAACCUCAGUGUACAAUCGCCAAGCCUGCCGUACUGUCUGCAAGAAGAAAUCAGAGAAGCAGAAAUGCAAAACCAACCUGAACAAUAAGCAGCUGCACGCUCUUGUCAGGGCGUAUUACCCGGGCAGCGGCGAGAGAAUCUGGAACUUCUGCUAUGAGGAGACCAAACAUGACCGAACUGGCUGCUUCAGGCGCCGGAUCUUGAAGGAUUUUCCUGAUCUGGCUCCUCGUAAGCAUCAUCCCAAGUGUCCGUAA